This is a messenger RNA of Schistosoma intercalatum, 291 nucleotides long. NCBI's taxonomy places the organism in Eukaryota, Metazoa, Platyhelminthes, Trematoda, Strigeidida, Schistosomatidae. The record is from the annotation of a GenBank genome assembly.
AUGGAUCAUGCAGAUACAGUUUCAGUCGUUGGAAACCCAUUUUAUGCUGCUCCUGAAUGUCUAAAUCGAGUAGCACCAUAUACAUUUGCUGCAGAUAUAUUCUCCUACGGUCUUUUGUUAUAUGAAUUAAUAAGGCGUUUCCACAACGACUGCUCACUCAUACCCCGUACACCGUCUUUUGGUUUAGAUCACGAAAACCUCCCGGUGCCUCCUGAUUGUCCUACUUGGUUUUUCCAGUUAGCUGUCGACUGUUGCACUCUUGUUGCAUCGACAUAUCUUAGGCAUCAUUGA